Messenger RNA from Anguilla rostrata (American eel), 4687 nucleotides. Its product is annotated as regulator of G-protein signaling 6. Gene Ontology annotation, molecular function: GTPase activator activity. The record is from RefSeq and is a predicted model, not a curated record. Lineage: Eukaryota; Metazoa; Chordata; Actinopteri; Anguilliformes; Anguillidae. The coding region runs from base 417 to 1892 and encodes 491 amino acids. Gene Ontology annotation, cellular component: cytoplasm; neuron projection. The transcript has 18 exons. Gene Ontology annotation, biological process: intracellular signal transduction; G protein-coupled receptor signaling pathway; positive regulation of GTPase activity.
CUCUCACUCUCUCUGCCUGUCUGCCUGUAUAAAAUCCCUGCUCUCUUCCCUCAGAGGGCUUUGUGACUGCGCAGAGACAGUGAAAGAGACAUACUCCAACCACCUCUCUCUCUCUUCUUGCACACGCUCAUACGCGCGCGCGCGCACACACACAGACAGGCACAUGCAAGGAUCUUCCUGCCUGACCACUCCGCUCCACACCACCCACCCACCCUGGGCAAACCGGACUGGUGAAGAGGAGUACUGCAGCGACCAAACCCCUGUGCCAGCUUUCGCCUCUUCAUAGCUUUUACCUAUUUUUUUUUCUCCUCAAGCCAAUUAAAUUAUGAACCUGUCUUUUGCUUGUUGCUAAGGGAAGUAAAAUAAAGAGGAGUGGACAAGCGUUAUUUUGUUGCUAAGGACAGGACACGCCUGGCAUGGCACAGGGGCCCCGGGACCAGGGGGCCGUGGGGACGGCCGACCCGGACGAGGAUUCUCCCAACAUGAUUGUCUACAGAAAGAUAGAAGAUGUCGUCAGCAAGAUGCAGGACGAGAAAAUCGGCGGCGUUCCCGUCCGGACGGUCAAGAGCUUCCUGUCCAAGAUCCCCAGUGUAGUCACAGGCACAGAAAUUGUUCAGUGGCUGAUGAAAAACCUUUCCAUUGAGGAUCCAGUCGAAGCCAUUCAUUUAGGAGGCCUCAUUGCUGCCCAAGGCUACGUCUUUCCCAUUUCUGAUCACGUCCUCACACUGAAGGAUGAUGGGACAUUUUAUCGCUUCCAGGCUCCAUACUUUUGGCCGUCAAACUGCUGGGAGCCAGAGAACACAGAUUACGCCAUUUACCUGUGCAAACGGACCAUGCAGAACAAGGCCCGGUUGGAGCUGGCAGAUUAUGAGGCAGAAAACCUGGCCCGGCUGCAGAGGGCGUUUGCCAGGAAGUGGGAGUUCAUUUUCAUGCAGGCAGAGGCGCAGGUCAAGAUUGAUCGGAAAAAGGACAAGACAGAUCGCAAGAUCCUGGACAGUCAGGAGAGGGCAUUCUGGGAUGUCCACCGGCCUGUGCCAGGCUGUGUGAACACCACGGAGAUGGACAUCCGCAAGUGCCGGCGUGAAAAAAACCCACAGAAGGUGAAGAAGUCGGUGUACGGGGUGACGGAGGAGGCACAGUCCCAGAGUCCUGUCCACACGCCCUCACAACCAGCGAGGAAGACCACCAAAGAGGACGUGCAGAAGGAGAUCUCAUUUUUAAACACCCAGCUGGACAGGCACUGUAUGAAAGUGUCCAAAGUAGCUGACAGCCUGAUGAGUUUCACAGAGCAGUUCAUGGACUACGACCCAUUUGUGACCAUACCAGAGCCUUCCAACCCCUGGAUAAGUGACGACACCACCUUCUGGGACCUGGAGACCAGCAAAGAGCCUAGCCAGCAGCGCGUCAAGAGGUGGGGCUUCUCGCUGGACGAGGCCCUCAAGGACCCCGCGGGGCGAGAUCAGUUCUUCAAGUUCCUGGAGUCGGAGUUCAGCUCGGAGAACCUACGGUUCUGGUUGGCAGUGCAGGACCUAAAACGGCGCCCCCUACAGGAUGUACCCAAUAGAGCCCAGGAGAUCUGGCAUGAGUUCUUGGCAGAGGGAGCCCAAAGCUCUAUCAACCUGGAUUCCCACAGUUAUGAGCGAACCAGCCAGAACCUCAAAGAUCCAGGCCGCUACAGCUUUGAAGACGCCCAGGAGCACAUCUUCAAGCUGAUGAAGAGCGACAGCUAUGCUCGAUUUCUGCGCUCCAAUGCCUAUCAGGACCUCCUGCUGGCCAGAAAGAAGCAGCCUGAGAGUGAGCAGGGGCGCCGCACCUCCCUGGAGAAGUUCACGCGCAGUGUGGGAAAGUCGCUGACGGGGAAGCGGCUGACAGGCCUCAUGCAGUCCUCCUGACAAGGCCUGGGACCGGACUAGCGCGGAGAGCCCAGAGUCGUCACUGUCGCGCGGGGAGAGGGACGCCAGCGAGACUGGAGUUUAAGGGCCUGCGGAGGGGUGCACUGUGACAGUUGAGACAAACCAGACUCCUCCCUCACCACCUCGCACAGUCCCUGCACUUGCAAGAUAGCGAGCAAUAAGUUGUCAAUAAAACGAACAGGACACUGCUGUCUCUGUAAUUUAUGAACAAAAAAGUGACUUUUGCAUUUAAAUCUAUAAACAUAUUUAAAUCAAAAUGACUAUAGAACUUGCCUCUAAGAUAGUUCAUACUACAAGCUAACUGAAGGACAUAUACAUAGAUUUUAUUUUAGAUUCAGAGUAAUUGGUUUAUCAUGAGUUUAUCAUAACUUCUUUGUAAUCUGGCUGCAGGCAUUAUUGGUUGUUUUAUUUGUUUUUUGGAGGCUGCUUCAAAUUGACAGUUGGAGGGAGACUCUGAGGAAAAGUCUGUUUGCUUCAGAACAUUCCAAGGGCAGAACGCCAAAAGGGCUCGACAGAGAUUACAAUGUAUAGCUGCAUGCCACCUAAAAUGUGUCUGUCUGUAUUCUAGCUAAGACUGUAUAGAGUAAACGGAAAUCGAUAUAAUCAUGUUGUGUGCAAUGGUACAAAGACAACAGUGGAUGCUGGGUUAAUUAAUACAAAAGCAUGUCAGCAGAAGGUUUUAUCCACUAUUAAAAAAGAAAAGAAAAAACUAAACAUAAUACCCUGCACUGUUGUAUCCAACAGAAAAUCAAGCUGUAGUGUACUACGAAGUAUGCAGGAAUGAGGGAUAUUUUCUUCUAACAUCCAACAUGGAGCUUGUAAGCUAAUGUCAUUUUAUAAGGACAUUAAUUGACGAUGUACAAAAGUAACAUAUCCAUGGAGGUGAACUGAUGAUGUCAGAGCUGAUGAAACUUGACGCCCAACAAAAGUGUUCCACACCAAAGCAAGGUGGUAUUUCAGUGAUUGCUUGCCAUGCCAGCCAGGAUUCAUAAGGGAUCGUGUCAAAUUGGUGUCAUCGUCUUGAGUGUCAUCUUGUCUUUAGAUUCGACUGUUUGUCACAGGAUUACAGAAUUAUGAUUUUGAGGUCGAUUAGCUUAUCUCAAAAAGCAGUGGGGAAAAAAAUCUGUGUAGCUGGCAAUCUGAGGCAUUCGAUGAAAUAUACCAGUCUGUAUAUAACACCCCAGUAGGAAUAUUAGCAAUACAGAGGCAGGAAUCUUGCUGAACUGCAUCAUCACUGAACAAAGUAGUUUAUUGAAGUUCAAAGUGAUUUGUGCUGCACCCACACUAAAGUGAAAAAGUAUCUUGCCAAUGUGGAAAGUCUGUUUGUUCAUGCUGUGAUCCAGAUCCAAGUUCAUACCCAGCAGUAAAGCAUAUCCAAUAUGUAAAAAAAAAAAAAAAAAAGAUUGUUUAGCUGCGUUCAACUAUGAAUGCUUUAUGAUCCAGCCCGGAAAAGCGGGGCCUCGGUCGACUGCUGUUUAGAAAACAGAAGAGUUACUGCGUCGUCUGUGCUUUAAUUUUAAAACUGUUAACACAAGCUGAAUGUACCGGCCGAUUCCACAGGUUUUAAACCCUAUAAGGACGCUGACGCUGUGCGAUCCAGAGACAAAUGUCCUGGGACUGGAGUGCGUGCCCAUAGCCUUUUCCUGGCACUUCUGGUGCCGUGGGACUCACUGUCUGCUGUUGCACUGUAUGUUGCAUGAGAGAAAUGUUCUGAGAGGUAGGCAUUAUGUACUUUUACACAACACAACAAAUGUACCAAAAUCUGUGCGGUUUGAGAGUCGGACAUGUGUACAGCUUUUGAGUGUCCAUUCACCGAAUGGACAGUCCCUGUAUUUGUGCAUGCUAGUUGACAAAGAACUUGCUGUUACGCUAGAGUCUGGUACAGGUAACGGGGCCCCCAGGCCUCUGAGAAAGAAGAGUGAUGCACGAGACAGCCCAGCCCAACCUUUUUUUUUUCCAAAGACAACCAAGCUGUCAGCAUUGCAUUGCCCCAGCACAUCACCUGCCACCCGCCGAGUCAGUUUCUCUGGAUUCAAAACCGUAGACUGUGGAGCUGCAGCUGGAUGCAUGGACAGAUAUUUCAUAUCAAUCCACUUAUUGGACUGGAACGUUCCAUCCUCAUUCCUCCUAAUUGGACUGGGAGUUCAUACCCGGGUGAAGAGGAUAUAAAUAUCAGAGGGCCAAUAUAUAAUACCCUCAUAUGAACACAACUACUCCCCUCCCCGAACAGCAUGCACCAGCUUAUCCUUUACACAAGGCCCAAAAUGACUAAGGGCAGCUUCCAUAAACUACAGCUCCCUCUAGUGGACAGCCUUGGGAGGAAGGACGUCGCCAGCAUAACCACUGCCAGAGACCAUUCAGAAUUAUACUGACUGUGACUGGAGGACUGCUUUGGUGACUUUUGUUUUUAAAAUCUUUUUUAUUUUUAUGGUUCAACUGCACUGUACAGAUUCAUAUUGUAAUUCUAAUUAUCAUCAGCUGCUGUUGACCUCCUGGUCAUGAGAUAGAUAUGCUUAAUUUAUUCAUACAGACUCCAGUUAAAUGUAAUAUUUCCAACAAAUGUACAGUAAAACUGCAUAUAGAAAGUGUGCUGUAUAAAUUCAACACAUAAAAGCACAAAAACUGGUAUGGGCACACAACUAUGCAUGUGAUAUUUCUGGGCGAUUCCUGCUUUUAGUUACUCAAUCAAAAAGAUGACUAUUCGUGGGUUAAAAGACCCAAGAGCCUGAUAUCUUGUAGCCACCAAAUAAACUUUUGGACUUAUGUCUACCUGA